AUGGAAUAUGCAGAGCCACUAUACACAUCAACAUUAAUAUAAAGUGAUGUUCUUAAACUUUCAGGAUACACAUAUACAUGGAAUAGUUAAUCAAACAAAUGCUAAGUUUGUACUAAAAAAGAUUAGCCAAAUGGUCCUAUCAAUAAUACAAUCAAUUAUACAAAUAACUCUAAUACAGCUUAAGGGUUAUUAUUAACAUUCAUCUUAGGCUAUUUGAUGAUUUGA
Paramecium tetraurelia is the source of this 225-nucleotide messenger RNA. RefSeq lists its product as uncharacterized. The record is from RefSeq and is a predicted model, not a curated record. NCBI's taxonomy places the organism in Eukaryota, Ciliophora, Oligohymenophorea, Peniculida, Parameciidae. The transcript has a single exon.